GCGCGAGGGCCCGGGUCAUUGGCCUCCACCGAGCCACCCAGCGGUCAUCGCGGAGCAGAGCCGCGCGUCCCAUCCCGAAGCCGACGCAGCCCGCCGGCAUGGCCCCCGCAGCGGCGUCGGGGGGCAGCUCCCUGCCCAGCGGCCUCGCGGUCUUCACCACCUUCCCCGACCUGCUCUUCAUCCUCGAGUUUGUCUUCGGGGGCCUGGUGUGGAUUCUGAUCGCCUCGUCACUGGUGCCCAUGCCACUGGUCCAGGGAUGGGUGAUGUUCGUGUCUGUGUUCUGCUUCGUGGCCACCACUACCCUGCUCGUCCUGUACAUCAUCGGUGCCCACGGAGGGGAGGCUUCCUGGGUCACCCUGGACGCAGCCUACCACUGCACCGCCGCCCUGUUUUACCUCAGCGCCUCCGUCCUGGAAGCGCUGGCCACCAUCCAGAUGUACGAGGGCUACACCUACAGGCAGUACCACGAGAACAUCUCCGCUGUGGUGUUUUCAUACGUAGCCACGCUGCUGUACGUGGCCCACGCCGUGUUUUCUUUAAUCCGAUGGAAGUCUUCGUAAAGCGGAGGAAGAACUUUAGCCUAACACCCAGAUGUGCUAACUGACAAGCCCGCCUUCCAGCAUAACUUUGUAGAAUGCAGGCAUGCUCUCCGUGGGGGAAAAAAGAAAACAAACCAAAAAAGCCCAACACUGCUUCUAUGUUUACUGUCCCACAGACCUCGUGUUGGAGUUGGGGGCCAGCCACCUUUAACCUCCAACGAGGUCUGUCUUUCUUGGGUCAUUUCCUGUUUUGGGGGGGUGGGGUGGAGGGCACCAUGGGGGUGGGAAAUGGGAGCUGUGAUCAGAGAGACCCUGGAACGAAGGCCCUGCUGACGCUGGACGGAUCUCACGAACUCUCAGAAUUGUCCCGGGCUCUCGGAGCACCCAUGUCGAGGCGUGUUUCUAAGUCUUCACGGAGAUUCUACCCGUCACCAGGAAUAAAACUCGCCCAACAAAUGUUCACAGUGUCCACGGUGGAAGAUGAUAAGCCUUCGAGACACUCCAUAAAGUGCCUUUAUGUCCA
This is a messenger RNA of Myotis lucifugus (little brown bat), 1062 nucleotides long. It is a transcript of the gene MAL, whose product is annotated as mal, T cell differentiation protein. Gene Ontology annotation, cellular component: membrane. NCBI's taxonomy places the organism in Eukaryota, Metazoa, Chordata, Mammalia, Chiroptera, Vespertilionidae. Gene Ontology annotation, biological process: myelination. The record is from RefSeq and is a predicted model, not a curated record. The coding region runs from base 99 to 560 and encodes 153 amino acids. Gene Ontology annotation, molecular function: structural constituent of myelin sheath. The transcript is spliced from 4 exons.